Messenger RNA from Populus nigra (black poplar), 1921 nucleotides. RefSeq names its product pheophytinase, chloroplastic-like. Gene Ontology annotation, cellular component: chloroplast. Gene Ontology annotation, biological process: chlorophyll catabolic process. Gene Ontology annotation, molecular function: pheophytinase activity. The record is from RefSeq and is a predicted model, not a curated record. The transcript has 6 exons. The coding region runs from base 207 to 1784 and encodes 525 amino acids. Lineage: Eukaryota; Viridiplantae; Streptophyta; Magnoliopsida; Malpighiales; Salicaceae.
AAAAAAAAGGCAAAUCAAGAAAGGUUCUUUUCUUGGCCAGUUAUAAGAAGGAGAAGCGUUCAAGCAACCCCAGUCUCCCAGUGUCUCCAUCUCUCUCUAGAUCUUACUUAAAUCUCCGAAGUCCACGGAGGUUACUAGAGAUUUCAUAAAGUAUCGAACUUUAAUGACACUUCUCUUUGGAAACUAAAGAUCAAACUUUCUGGGGCAUGGAGAUUCUUUCUUCCAGUACCGCAUCUUGUUGUCUUGUUGUAAAUUUGAGGUGGAAACUAGCUGAAAAUGGAUCAAAUUCUUCCCAGUUAAAGCUCCCUACUAGUAGAGAACGCAAAAUUCUGUUUGCUAGGACUAAUCAAAGAAAUGGGUCACUGAGAUUUUCUAGUGUUGAUAAGUUCUUGGAAAAACUCAAUCAUGGGAAAGGUUCUAGGUCACUUGACUCAUUUGGAGGGUUAAAGAAUGGCAAUUCAAAGGUUUUCAGUGGAAAUUCUAGUAGUUAUGUGGUUGGUGGAGAGGAUGACGUGGCGAGUAUUACAGAAAAUGGAGAAUCUCCGACUAAGGUUUUGAUUCCGGGAUUGCCAGAUGAAUCCAAUGGUGAAUAUAGUGCCCCCAUAAGCAGUUGUUUUUGGAAAUGGAAGCCUAAACUUAAUGUGCAUUAUGAGAAAGCUGGUUGUGAAAAUGUGAAUUCUCCACCAGUGUUGUUUCUUCCUGGAUUUGGUGUUGGUUCCUUUCAUUAUGAGAAGCAAUUGAAGGAUUUGGGUCGUGACUACAGAGUAUGGGCGAUUGAUUUUCUUGGGCAGGGAAUGUCAUUGCCAGUUGAGAAUCCCACUCUGUUCUCAAAGGAUGGGGCUGCCUCAGAAGGGAAGGAUUCCAUUUGGGGGUUUGGAGAUGAGAUUGAACCAUGGGCGAAUGAGCUUGUUUUCUCUAUGGAUUUAUGGCAGGACCAAGUUCACAAUUUCAUAGAAGAGGUAAUUGGCGAACCAGUAUAUAUUGUAGGGAACUCGCUGGGAGGAUUUGUUGCAUUAUACUUUGCAGCAAGAUACCCUCAUUUAGUGAAAGGUGUUACAUUGCUAAAUGCAACUCCGUUUUGGGGUUUUCUACCUAAUCCAAUAAGAUCUCCAAGAUUAGCAAGGAUAUUUCCAUGGUCUGGGACAUUUCCUCUACCUGCAAAUGUUAGAAAGCUCAUAGAAUUCUUUUGGCAGAAAAUAAGUGAUCCUAAAAGUAUUGCAGAGAUACUUAAACAGGUUUACACAGAUCAUUCUACAAAUAUUGACAAAGUGUUUUCUCGUAUUCUUGAGAUUACGCAACAUCCUGCUGCUGCUGCAUCAUUUGCCUCAAUAAUGUUUGCUCCUCAGGGGCAGCUAUCCUUCAAGGAGACUUUAGCCAGGUGUAAAAUGAGCGAUAUUCCCAUUUGUCUCGUGUAUGGAAAGGAGGACCCCUGGGUGAAGCCUGUCUGGGGCCUACAGGUGAAACAGCAGGUGCCAGAAGCUCUGUAUUAUGAGAUCAGCCCAGCUGGUCACUGUCCCCAUGAUGAAGUUCCUGAGGCUGUGAAUUACUUGCUUCGUGGGUGGAUUAAAAACCUGGAAUCCCAUGGUUCAGUUGCCCUACCAUUACAUGAGGAUGCAGAAGUUGUGGAGAAUAGCAUUGCCAGGGACUUGGAAUUUGUGAGAGAAGGAUCAAGAAAAUCAGUUAUUGUUCGGUUCUUUGGAUCCAGGUUUUCUAUUUGGAAUAGCCUUAGCUCUUACAUUAAUUCUCAAUUCAGGAAAACUACUAGCCGAAUCCUGACACCAUAGCCACCUGCCCUAGAACAUGAUGUAAAUUCAAAACGAUUUUUCCUUCUCCUUCUUGUAUGCAACCAUACUUGUCUGAUACAUUAUAGCAUUAGAUGUAAAAAUUGUAGAAUCAAUGUGUACGUCCACAUUAGCUUGUA